UGAAUGCAUUAGCAUACCUGCCUAUCUGCAGGAACUAAUAACUGCUAUGCCAAAAUCUACAUUAUUCAAUUCAAAAGUAUUACGAUCUUCUUAUUUAUCUUCCUGGAAUGACAUGAACUUAAGUUCCAUCGCCCAGACCAGAGUAUGAAAUCGUUUAUUUUCCUUUACAAUUGGACAAUGAAUGCCAUAUAACGGAAACCUGGAUCCAUAGUUGCGUGAGCAAGCGAAGGGCUCUUCACCAUGACGAAGAUAGGACUGGUCACGACGACUUUGAUGCUGAUAAUAAUAGGAUGCGGGGCUUCAUACAGGCCGGGAGAUGUUGUUCCCAUGAGCAGAAUGGGUCAAUACCACGCGAUGCGAACCAAUUGGCACGAUGUUCUGGGUCAUCACUGCCCGAUUUUCGGUGUGAAUAGAGAGGUUUUUCUGCCAAUCCCCAAGCCUACAGGCUACACUGGGGCAGAUGCAUUCAAAAUAUCAUUCCAAGUUGGAAGGGAGAAAUUUCUUAUUCCAUGGUUAUUGGUGAUUAAUCGUAAAAGCCCUGAACUUCCAAUGAUUGAUAUACAUUUGAGAUACUCUGGUGCUGAUAUCCAUGGUGUGACUGCAAAAGUUGUGAAUAUGCCUCAUCAUUAUAUGGAAACUCACGAAACUGUGGCGAAGGAUUUUUGGGAUCCAGAAUCUUGGCCAAAGCGUAUAGUUGUGAGAUACUUUUGGGAGGAGAGGUCGGAGAUUGAUGUGUCAGGAGGAUUUUAUGUGCUUUUUGGAGCAGGUUUUCUUUUAACACUUGUCAUGGCAAUCUACAUUCUGCAAUCUUCACAAGAGAAGUUUGUAAGGUUUGUGAGGGAGAACGUUGGGGAGAGUCCUUUACAUGCAGAGGAGGCUAAAGUUGAAUAAGAGAUAGCUAAAUAUGAAAACGGAUAAGGUCUAAUUACACAAAAACCCAAGAUGUUGUAAGUAGAGUAUCAGGAGUGAAUUUGAAAUGUUGAGUAAAAGAUUCUGUUUUCUGUGCUGCAGUGAUGAGAUUAAGAUUUAUCCUCUUCCUGAUGAUGGAUUGCUGAUUGCAAUCCGAAACAUUAUUUCAAAAAUAUACACAGUUUUUUCCAGAAACUCAUGCACAUGUUUUCAUGGACUGUGGAAAGCUCAAGCCUACUUAUUUGGCAUGAAUGUUUAUUGUUCAACCAAGUAGUUGCUUUAAUUCUUCUUUUUAGUCUAUGAAUAAUGAUUGGGAUGUUCUAAGAGCAUUUAUUUAAUUGUGGGCUCAGUUAUCGUAGCUUGGAGCACUGUAACAUGCAAGCUGCCUCUUUUUCCUCAAAUCAACACAUCACUCUAUUUAGAAAUGAUGAAUGUGGCAAAUAUUUGUGACA
This is a messenger RNA of Cryptomeria japonica (Japanese cedar), 1361 nucleotides long. RefSeq lists its product as uncharacterized. The transcript has 9 exons. The record is from RefSeq and is a predicted model, not a curated record. The coding region runs from base 241 to 891 and encodes 216 amino acids. NCBI's taxonomy places the organism in Eukaryota, Viridiplantae, Streptophyta, Pinopsida, Cupressales, Cupressaceae.